AUGGUGUGCCCUAUUGAUUCUGAAAUUGGGGAUGGCUUCGCCCCGUUUUCAAUUUCGAGCAAAAGAGGCCCACAAACCAUACACCGAAGCCCAUGUCAGGGCAAUAAGAAUAACAAAGGCAAUAAUGAGUUGCUUUACUUACAAGUGACUGUCAAUGACGGAGCCACAUAUAAGAGGGGGAGAACCUGUUUAAUGAAAUGCCUUAAAGGCAUCCUCCUUGGGCGCCCCCCCAGAGCUUCAAGCGACACUCGGUCUUCUUCAAUACUGCCUCCAGAGGCUAGUAUUCGACGAGGAUUCGCAACGAAUCCAAUUUCAGGUGCUGGUCAUGCUGACAGUACCCCUGGACUUCUAGCUGCUGGUGAUGUUGACAGCACGCCCCCUGGAACUAAAACUAAAGGACUACUAUCCGCAGCAAUGAAAAAAAACUACCGUCAUGAUGAAAACCUUAUAACUUACCACAUGAUGAAAAAUCCUUCAGCUCUACCAUCAUUUCUUAUUUCAACAUACCUUGAAUCUAAUAAGAUAGUGUUUAGUAUAGGGAUCUCAUGCAUGGGGCUAGUGGAGAGUCCUUCUGUGGUGCAUCAGCUGUACCGGUACAGACACUCACAUGAUAGGUACGUGACGUUUUUUACACGCGCUCGUUCUUCAACUUGCUCUGAAUUGUCGCUCGUCCUACUCCUCUGUAUUGUGGAGCUGGAUAGUCUCAACGGCGAAAACCGGUGGCAGAGGACGGGUCAAACUCGCUUGAAUCAUCUCAGAGCUGUGUCGGCCUUUCGGACCUGCAAUUGUUGUGUCGUCGUGGGAAGAUGCGUUAGAGUUGUUGGGUGGUGCUGCGUUCACGGCAGCGGCGGCGGCGGCGCUAAUAUUGUUGAGAAACGUCAUCGUCGUGGAAGAUUCGACUUCGCCUUCAGCGUUCGUACAAAACGUUAUCUACUCAACAAGAUUGCCAUCUUCUCCGAUUCCUAUUGCCCGUAUGUUAUUAUCUCUGUAUUGCUUGUUCAUUUUGGCUUUUGUGAAGGAUUUAAGAGUGUUCAUGUUGAGGAAAAUAUGAAUCCAUCAUCUCAAAUGGGACCUUUUUACUAA
Molecule: messenger RNA, 1083 nt
Organism: Prunus armeniaca (apricot)
Lineage: Eukaryota; Viridiplantae; Streptophyta; Magnoliopsida; Rosales; Rosaceae
Source: the annotation of a GenBank genome assembly